AUGUCUUUCGAAUACGCGCCUGUGUGUAAAGGGCUCAUGGUGAGCCUUGCGAUCUCUUCGCUGCUCGUCGGCGUGUUCGACGUGAAGCACUAUUUCCACCUCCAACUUGUCCCCCACAUCUCGCGAUACUAUCAGUAUUGGCGACUGCCUACACACCAUUUGGCUUUCUCGAGCUCGGGCGACCUGUUCAUCGCUGAACUUAUCCUCUUCAAUAUUGGCGUGCAGGUCGAGCGGCAGUUUGGUAGCCUCAAGUUCGCUUCAUUCGCUGUCAUUUCUGCCAUCCUCUCCACCGCCCUCGAGUUCCUGACCCUCCUCCUCUUCCACCGUGCGGGCCUGAACCAUAUCCCCGCCGGCCCAGCGACGCUCAUAUUCAGCAUCCUCUAUCAGCACGCACGGAUCGUGCCCUCCGCCUACGACUUCCGCAUCUUCGGGCUCCCGCUGACCAACAAAAGCUUUACCUAUCUUUUCGCGCUCCAACUUGCACUUUCGCAUCUCCCAGGCUCGCUCGCUGCAGCCAUGGUCGGGAUCCUCACCGGGCAGAUAUAUCGUUCGGACAUCACGGCUAUAAAAAGCUACCGCCUUCCUCCUGGCACAGUCUCGUUUGCGCAAAACUACCUCUUUCCGCUGCUAGGAUCGUUACGGGCUGCGAGACGCUCAAAUCGCGCAUAUCCCGAUGCUGCUGGAGGGAGUAACAAUGGGCCUCUGGAGGACGAAGUCAUUACAACUGCCCGGCCUACCUCGAUGCCCCCCCGCAAUCGCCAACAGCAACAGCAACAACCACAACAACCAGAGGGAAGCGGCUCGGUGGUGCGGGAGUGGGUGCAAGGUAUAACUGGCCGCUCGCCCGCCGCGGGUGUGCGAAUUCCGACGGAGGCGGAAAUUGGACAGCUCACGACGAUGUUCCCUGGCAUCCGGCGGGGAGGUUCUUGUCGGGACCCUCCAACGCAGUGUCAAUAUCGAGGGUGCGGUAGAGACACUCUUGAGUUCGCAGCAAUAAUAUUCGGUGUAUUUCUGGCUUGCUGUAUUGGAUGCAGCGGCGUUGCCAGCUCACGGCUGGUCACCGUUUCCUCAUUGGUCCUCGCAGUCCUGGUCUUUGAUGUGGACGUGUAG
Mycena indigotica is the source of this 1110-nucleotide messenger RNA. RefSeq names its product DSC E3 ubiquitin ligase complex subunit 2. Gene Ontology annotation, molecular function: serine-type endopeptidase activity. Gene Ontology annotation, cellular component: membrane. The transcript has 7 exons. The record is from RefSeq and is a predicted model, not a curated record. NCBI's taxonomy places the organism in Eukaryota, Fungi, Basidiomycota, Agaricomycetes, Agaricales, Mycenaceae. The coding region runs from base 1 to 1110 and encodes 369 amino acids.